Molecule: messenger RNA, 1158 nt
Organism: Cryptomeria japonica (Japanese cedar)
Lineage: Eukaryota; Viridiplantae; Streptophyta; Pinopsida; Cupressales; Cupressaceae
Exons: 6
Coding region: 172-645 (157 amino acids)
Source: RefSeq, a predicted model, not a curated record
GGAUAAAACUAGGUUUGUAGGAAUUCCACGUACGCAAACUUCCUAAAAAGCUGGUGGCGAGGAGAAGAAUAAACAAAUAAUAAUAAUAAAAAUAAUUUUUGUAAAAUAAAUUUAAGAAAAUUAAACCGAGGAAAAUACUUGCAAAAUCUCAAGAAGAAUGAGAAUUACAACAUGGACACAGAAGAUUCUCAUCGUGGGCAACCUUCAUCGUUAAGAUGUCGCCGUUGCGCAGCCCCGCUCUCCAAAGAUUUGGAGGAAAGCAGUUGGAGUCUUGCACCAUUCAUACGGGAUAGUUUUUCUAUGAUAGGCACGACUGUUGGAGGAAGUGCAAGUGCAUUUUAUGGAUUUAACCAUGGGAUGCCUCCUGUUCAGAGAUUGGUUAAAGGACCUAUGUGGUUGCAGUUUCUUAUUGGUGCCCCGCCUAUAAUGCUAUUCUCCGCUACUUGUGCUGGCUUGUCAGGGGGUGCAGUGCCGGCACUAGCACAGCUGGCCGUCUCAUCCUAUCAUGCAGCCUUGAUGCGUUCACAUUCUUCAAUAUCACAGGUUACAAUGCGCAUGGAUGAGUUGCACAAAGUCACAAGUCCUCUCCCUCAUUCACGGGAUUCACAAUCCAUACCACAUGUGUCAAUAGAUAAAAAUAGCUGAUUUCUAUUUGUGAAAUCAGUGCUUUUGCUUCCGUUGUGUUAUUAUGAUGCAACAAGCCUUUUGUAAUGUAAAUGAUAUGUAAAAUGUAGUUAGUAUGCGAAAGAUGAGCUACAAUGGGCUACUUAGUGAUGUAACUGCCUCAUCUUGCUCGCUACAUAAGAACUCGUACUCUAGCUAGAAUCCUUAAUUACAGUGUCAUUUCCUAUGUUUAUUUAUUGUUAAAUUUAGAUGAAAAGAGCAGCUCCUACUAUUAUCAGAUCUGAAAGUCCUGCAUUGAUUUGUAAUCCGUCGUAGAGUUGAUUGCAGAAGUAACUAUGAUAAAGUUUGGGUUUAUUAUAGGGUGGUUCCAUAUAACAAGAUUCAGCUAGGCACAACCUUUGUUGGGUUUUAUUGAUGAUUUUUGUAACGUAUUGUGCACACGUGCUUGCGAUCAAGGACAGGAUUGGUAAUUUGCAAACUAGAAGUUAUGACUAGUAUGAAAAAUCAGUGAAAAAUUCAAUUCUAGGUGUAAAA